This is a messenger RNA of Homarus americanus (American lobster), 837 nucleotides long. RefSeq names its product vascular endothelial growth factor receptor 1-like. Bases 262 to 837 code for a protein of 191 amino acids. Gene Ontology annotation, cellular component: signaling receptor complex. NCBI's taxonomy places the organism in Eukaryota, Metazoa, Arthropoda, Malacostraca, Decapoda, Nephropidae. Gene Ontology annotation, molecular function: transmembrane receptor protein tyrosine kinase activity; ATP binding. The record is from RefSeq and is a predicted model, not a curated record. Gene Ontology annotation, biological process: protein phosphorylation; cell surface receptor protein tyrosine kinase signaling pathway; multicellular organism development. The transcript has 5 exons.
AAAAUUUCCUCAGAGGUGUCUAACCUCUCCAGUAUCAAGCUGGCAAAACCUCUUCGUGGAAAUCGAAAAGAAUCAUGCGGCCAUUCCACCGCUUGUGAGUGUAAACCGUCCACAGACACAGUCAGCUGCCGCCGCACAUAAGCUCACAACCCUGAAUACAGCAUCGGGUUAUUCACUACUCUGCGUAACCCUACUGCUGAUGGUGACUCAGAGGGUAAAGUGUUUUCUAGUAAAGACAUCGACAGAGAGACUAAGGUAUUGAUGGAUUCUCCAGAAAAGGGAUCUAGACCACCUAUUCUGAAUUCUUACACAUCAGAUCCGCUUUCUUCAGAGAAAUGUCCGUCUCCUCGUCCAUUUUCAGGAACAGCAUCACAGACACAGGAUGACGGAGACUCGAUACACAGCCAGAACAAACAACAAUUGAAUAAUGUUGGCAUUAUACCAGGUGUGUCAGCACCCUUCACCAACAGCGUCCUCAUCAACUGGAGUUGGCAGGUUUCACAGGGCAUGGACUACCUCGUGAGCAGGAAGGUGGGUGUCCAAUCCUCCAGAGAAAGAACUAGCAGAAACGAAAUAAUAAGCUUAGCAGUUGAAACAACUAAGCCAAAGAACAAGGAUAUUUAUAUCGAUCAUAAUUUAUUUAUGAACACUUCUCUGGUUCUUCACGGGGACCUGGCGGCUCGUAACCUACUACUGGCUGACCACAACAUCGUGAAAAUAAGUGACUUUGGUCUAUCAAGAGAUGUAUACAAGAAGGACGUGUACGUCAAGAAAGGAGACGUAUAUAAUGCUUCAGCAUUCAUGACUCGGAGAGAUAUGAAGGGUGGUGACUCUUAA